Messenger RNA from Scomber japonicus (chub mackerel), 3468 nucleotides. Its product is annotated as E3 ubiquitin/ISG15 ligase TRIM25-like. The transcript is spliced from 2 exons. The record is from RefSeq and is a predicted model, not a curated record. Gene Ontology annotation, molecular function: zinc ion binding; protein binding. Lineage: Eukaryota; Metazoa; Chordata; Actinopteri; Scombriformes; Scombridae. Bases 1 to 3468 code for a protein of 1155 amino acids.
AUGGCGCAGAAAGAUCAACUGGACCUAGAAACAAUCAGCUGUUCGAUCUGUCUGGAUCUACUGAAGGAUCCAGUGACUAUUCCUUGUGGACACAGCUACUGUAUGAGUUGUAUUAAAGGAUUCUGGGAUGGAGAGGAUCAGAGGAAGAUCUACAGCUGCCCUCAGUGCAGAGAGGCCUUCACACCGAGGCCUGUCCUGAAGAAAAGUACCAUGUUUGCAGCUUUAGUGGAGCAGCUGAAGAAGACUGGACUCCAAGCUGCUCCUGCUGAUCACUGCUAUGCUGGACCUGAAGAUGUGGCCUGUGAUGUCUGCACUGGGAGGAAGCUGAAAGCCUUCAAGUCCUGUCUGCAGUGUCUGGCCUCUUACUGUAAGAAUCACCUCCAGUCUCACUAUGAAUCACCUACAUUUAAAAAACACAAGCUCGUGGAGCCAUCCAAGAAGCUCCAGGCGAACAUCUGCUCUCGUCAUGAUGAGGUGAUGAAGAUAUUCUGCCGUACAGAUAAGAAGUGUAUCUGUUAUCUGUGCACUAUGGAGGAUCAUAAAGGCCACGACACAGUCCCAGCUGCAGCAGAAAGGACUGAGAGGCAGAGAGAGCUCGAGGUGAGUCGACUAAACAUCCAGCAGAGAAUCCAGCACAGAGAGAAAGAUGUGAAGCUGCUUCAACAGGAAGUGAAGGCUGUCAGUCGCUCUGCUGAUAAAGCAGUGGAGGACAGUGAGAAGAUCUUCACUGAGCUGAUCCGUCUCCUGCAGAAAAGAAGCUCUGAUGUGAAGCAGCAGAUCAGAUCCCAGCAGGAAACUGAAGUGAGUCGAGUCAAAGAGCUUGAGGAGAAGCUGCAGCAGGAGAUCACUGAGCUGAAGAGGAAAGACACUGAACUGAAGCAGCUCUCACACACAGAGGAUCACAACCAGUUUCUACACAACUACCCCUCAGUGUCACAACUCAGUGAACCUACAGACUCAUCCAGCAUCAAUAUCCGUCCUCUGAGAUACUUUGAGGAUGUGACAGCAGCUGUGUCAGAGCUCAGAGAUAAACUACAGGACAUCCUGAGGGACAAAUGGACAAACAUCUCACUGACAGUGGCUGAAGUGGACAUUUUACUGCCACAACCAGAACCCAAAACCAGAGCUGGUUUCUUAAAAUAUUUACGUGAAAUCACUCUGGAUCCAAACACAGCACACACAGAGCUGUUAUUAUCUGAGGGGAACAGAAAAGUAGAAUGGACAUAUCAACAACAGUCUUAUUUUAGACACAGAGACAGAUUCACUAAUCAUCUUCAGGUCCUGAGUAGAGAGAGUCUGACUGGACGUUGUUACUGGGAGGUGGAGAGGAGAGGAUGGGGAGUUUUUGUAGCAGUCGCAUACAAGAAUAUCAGCAGAUCAGGAGAGGAAUCUGAAUUUGGACGCAAUGACAAAUCUUGGUCUUUAUAUUGUUCCAGUAACAGUUAUGACUUUUGGUUCAACAACAUUAAAACUACCGUCUCAGGUCCUGGUUCCUCCAGAGUCGGAGUGUACCUGGAUCACAGAGCAGGUAUUCUGUCCUUCUACAGCGUCUCUAAAACCAUGACUCUCCUCCACAGAGUCCAGACCACAUUCACUCAGCCUCUCUAUGCUGGACUAUUAGUUAGUGGUGGAGCCACAGCUGAAUUGUGUAAAGCUGCAUUUAUGACUGAAUCACAUGAUCAGAUCAAAGUUCAAACUUGUUUCAUUUAUCAGGAAGUGAAACUCAGACAGUCGUUGCCUCUGAGAGCUGAAAUGGCGCAGAAAGAUCAGCUGGACCUAGAAACAAUCAGCUGUUCGAUCUGUCUGGAUCUACUGAAGGAUCCGGUGACUAUUCCUUGUGGACACAGCUACUGUAUGAGCUGUAUUAAAGGAUUCUGGGAUGGAGAGGAUCAGAGGAAGAUCUACAGCUGCCCUCAGUGCAGAGAGGCUUUCACACCAAGGCCUGUCCUGAAGAAAAGUACCAUGUUUGCAGCUUUAGUGGAGCAGCUGAAGAAGACUGGACUCCAAGCUGCUCCUGCUGAUCACUGCUAUGCUGGACCUGAAGAUGUGGCCUGUGAUGUCUGCACUGGGAGGAAGCUGAAAGCCAUCAAGUCCUGUCUGCAGUGUCUGGCCUCUUACUGUAAGAAUCACCUCCAAUCUCACUUUGAAUCACCUACACUUAAAAAACACAAGCUGGUGGAGCCUUCCAAGAAGCUCCAGGAGAACAUCUGCUCUCGUCAUGAUGAGGUGAUGAAGAUAUUCUGCCGUACAGAUAAGAAGUGUAUCUGUUAUCUGUGCACUAUGGAGGAUCAUAAAGGCCACGACACAGUCCCAGCUGCAGCAGAAAGGACUAGGAGACAGAGAGAGCUCGAGGUGAGUCGACUAAACAUCCAGCAGAGAAUCCAGCACAGAGAGAAAGAUGUGAAGCUGCUUCAACAGGAAGUGAAGGCUGUCAGUCGCUCUGCUGAUAAAGCAGUGGAGGACAGCGAGAGGAUCUUCACUGAGCUGAUCCGUCUCCUCCAGAAAAGAAGCUCUGAUGUGAAGCAGCAGAUCAGAUCCCAGCAGGAAACUGAAAUGAGACGAGUCAAAGAGCUUCAGGAGAAGCUGCAGCAGGAGAUCACUGAGCUGAAGAGGAAAGACGCUGAACUGACGCAGCUCUCACACACAGAGGAUCACAACCAGUUUCUACACAACUACCCCUCAGUGUCACAACUCAGUGAACAUACAGACUCAUCCAGCAUCAAUAUCCGUCCUCUGAGACACUUUGAGGAUGUGACAGCAGCUGUGUCAGAGCUCAGAGAUAAACUACAGGACAUCCUGAGGGACAAAUGGAUAAACAUCUCACAGACAGGGACUGAAGUGGAUGUUUUACUGUCACAACCAGAACCAGAACCAGAGCCCAAGACCAGAGCUGAGUUCUUAAAAUAUUCACGUGAAAUCACUCUGGAUCCAAACAUAGCAAACACACGGCUGUUAUUAUCUGAGGGGAACAGAAAAGUAACAUAUACAUUACAUCCACAGUCUUAUUCUAGACACACAGACAGAUUCACUGAUCAGUGGCAGGUACUGAGUAGAGAGUCUCUGACUGGACGUUGUUACUGGGAGGUGGAGAGGAGAGCAGGUGCAUUAGUUUAUGUAGCAGUCGCAUACAAGAAUAUCAGCAGAGCAGGAAGUCAAUCUCUAUUUGGAUGUAAUGAUAAAUCUUGGUCUUUAGAUUGUUACCCUAACAGGUAUGGAUUUCGUUUCAACAACAUUGAAACUCCCGUCUCAGGUCCUCGUUCUUCCAGAGUCGGAGUGUACCUGGAUCACAGAGCAGGUAUUCUGUCCUUCUACAGCGUCUCUGAAACCAUGACUCUCCUCCACAGAGUCCAGACCACAUUCACUCAGCCUCUCUAUGCUGGACUUUGUCUUUAUAAUGGAGCCACAGCUGAAUUGCGUAAACUGAAAGAGACAGAAGUAAUUUCAGACGUCAUGUGUCGGAUGUUGUAA